UCUCACGUACGCCGCACAACAAUUGGGCGUGGGGCGGGACGCUCUUCCCCUCUCUCGGCGACCGAGCCCCCUGUAAGCUAUCCUCCCCCACCAUAGUCCGUACCCUCCCUUCCACCCCUCACCCCGAAGAGAGCUCGUUCUCCUUCCGACCCUAGUGGAUUUUCCCGGCGAUUCUCGAACGGCGAUCGAGGGUUCCGGCGAAGGAUUGGUGAUGGUUUCGCCUGAGAACUCCAACUGGGUUUUCGACUGUCCUCUGAUCGACGACGACAUGUCGGCACCCGAGACCGGGUUCUACUGGACUCCCCAGGGGAUCAACAGUUCCUCCAAUGCCAGUGUCGAAAUUAGUGGCUCCUUUGUAGAUUCUGGUGGCAUUAAAGAUUCAGGCUCCAAGAAACGUGUCAGGUCAGAAUCUUCCAGUCAGCCAGGAUCCAAAGCCUGCAGGGAGAAGCUGAGACGAGAUAGGUUAAAUGAUAGGUUCUUAGAGUUGGGAUCGAUUUUGGAGCCAGGAAAACCACCGAAAAUGGACAAAGCAGCUAUCUUAAGUGAUGCUGUCCGCAUGGUGACUCAAUUGCGUAGUGAAGCACAAAAGUUGAAAGAUUCAAAUGAGAAUCUGCAGGAGAAGAUCAAAGAACUGAAGGCUGAGAAGAACGAGCUUCGUGAGGAGAAGCAGAGGCUGAAGGCAGAGAAGGAGAACCUAGAGCAGCAAAUAAAGAUGUUAAAUACUCGAGCAAGCUUUGUAGCACACCCUCCUGUAAUUCCAGCGGCUUUUGCUGCACAAGGGCAAACAGCAGCGCACAAGCUAAUGAUGCCCGUUAUCAGCUAUCCUGGAUUCCCUAUGUGGCAAUUCAUGCCACCUGCAGAUGUUGAUACCUCAAAGGAUGCUGAAUCAUGUCCUCCAGUUGCUUAAGAUCAUUGAUAACUCUUUGAUUAGCUAAUUUCUUUAGCAACUGCUUUACUUCUUUGGCUUGUAAAAACAUUGUUUCAUUUCCAUGUUAGGCUUGGCUUGUCAGUAGUAUAACCAUGAAUUGUAGUUGUUUGGAUUUGAAAUAAAUUGCAACUGUUGUGGUCAACUGUAAAUUGUAGUAAACAAAAAAGAAUCCAGCUUUCUCAUCAGUAUCAAAGGGAAUCAUGGAGAUUCUUAGUGAUUUA
Messenger RNA from Phoenix dactylifera (date palm), 1149 nucleotides. Its product is annotated as transcription factor ILR3-like. Gene Ontology annotation, biological process: regulation of DNA-templated transcription; intracellular iron ion homeostasis. Lineage: Eukaryota; Viridiplantae; Streptophyta; Magnoliopsida; Arecales; Arecaceae. The record is from RefSeq and is a predicted model, not a curated record. Gene Ontology annotation, molecular function: protein dimerization activity; DNA-binding transcription factor activity.